Messenger RNA from Oncorhynchus keta (chum salmon), 602 nucleotides. RefSeq names its product glutamate receptor 2-like. The record is from RefSeq and is a predicted model, not a curated record. The annotation marks the transcript as partial. Lineage: Eukaryota; Metazoa; Chordata; Actinopteri; Salmoniformes; Salmonidae. The transcript has 4 exons.
GUCUGUCCACCCUGCAAGUGAUCCUGGAUACAGCAGCAGAGAGGAAGUGGAUUGUAACAGCCAUCAACGUAGGCAACCAGAAGGAUGAGAGGAAGGACGAGGCGUAUCGCUCCAUGUUCCAAGACCUGGAGAUACGAAAGGAGAGGAGAGUCAUUCUGGACUGUGAACAAGACAAGGUUAAAGACAUCAUGGACCAGGUCAUCACCAUUGGCCGACAUGUUAAAGGAUACCAUUACAUCAUCGCUAACCUGGGCUUCGUUGAUGGUGACCUGUCUAAGAUCCAGUAUGGGGGAGCCAAUGUGUCGGGUUUCCAGAUUGUUGACUUUGAGGAGCCACUCGUCUCCAAGUUCGACCAGAGAUGGGAAGCACUGGAGGAGAAAGAGUACCCUGGUGCUGACAACAGGAUCAGGUACACAUCAGCUCUGACUUAUGAUGCGGUCCAGGUUAUGACUGAAGCGUUCCGGACACUCACCAAGCAGCGGAUUGAUUUCAGUCGUCGUGGCAAUAACGGAGACUGUCUGGCCAAUCCAGCAGUGCCCUGGUCUCAGGGGAUGGAGAUAGAACGCGCUCUCAAACAGGUUACCAUAGAAACAGAUUUUAGC